GCAUGCUCAGUUCUUCGACGAUACUAACGUUCGCUUUGCCAUGGGCUAUGAACCGCAAGACGACGACGUCAUCAUUGCCACUUAUCCGAAGUGCGGUACCACGUGGACACAGUACAUUGUCUCCAACAUCUUCACGCGCGGUAACCCUCCCAAAACGACAGUCGACUUCAUGCUUUCCUCGCCCAUCAUAGUACUCACGGGUGUCGAUGCCGUGCGCAAGAUGCCGCGCCCUGGGGCCCUGAUGACGCAUCUGCCGUGCGACAAGUGCAAGUACUCAUCGAGGGCCAAGUACAUCUACGUUACGAGAAAUCCGUACGACUGCUGCGUGUCCUACUACCACUUUAUGAAAUACUACACACCAUGUAAUUGCGAAGAUGUGUCAUUCGAUAAGUUCUUCGACCUCUUCGUCUCCGGAAAGUUACUCUACGGAGACUAUUUCGACCACCUUUUCUCCUGGUACCCACAUCGGCACGAUCCGAACGUACUCUUUCUAACUUACGAGAAACUCCAGGAGGACACGACUUACUGGGUACUGCGGAUCGCCGACUUUUUGGGAGAAGAGUACGGCAGCGCUCUCAGGAAAGACGAGGCGUUGUUGAAGAAAGUCCUCGACUCGUGUACCGUGCAGAACAUGAAAACGGUGAUGGCAGAUCCGACGAAAGUGUGGAUACGCAAAGCUCUGGAAUUGCCACCAGAGAGGCGUAUAGCGUCCCUCGAACCGUACAGGCACAAUCCGGCUCAUAAAGAAGAAACGAUGCGUGGAGGUGGUCUUGUCCGUAAGGGCGUCGUGGGAGAUUGGAAGAACCAUUUUUCCCGGAACAAUCGAACGCAUGAAACGUUGGAUAGCAGAGAAGACAGCCAUGACCCCGAUGUCAGGAAUCUUUGGGAGGGGCUGAACCUUCCUUUGUGA
Molecule: messenger RNA, 910 nt
Organism: Rhipicephalus sanguineus (brown dog tick)
Lineage: Eukaryota; Metazoa; Arthropoda; Arachnida; Ixodida; Ixodidae
Product: sulfotransferase ssu-1
Exons: 1
Coding region: 41-910 (289 amino acids)
Biological process (GO): sulfation
Cellular component (GO): cytoplasm
Molecular function (GO): sulfotransferase activity
Source: RefSeq, a predicted model, not a curated record